UUUUCCUUCCCCAUUUCAGGAUCUCAUGUUUUGAGUUUGUUCAGCAAUUUUCUUGCAUGGUAAAAAUAUAGUUUUCCUUCUGUAGAGUAUUAAUCUUUGUUUCCCUUUUCGUCUAGCUGUAGCUUAGCUUUCCCUUGCUGUUUGCGGAUAUCUUCUCCUUUUCUUCACAAGUAUCCUCGACCUGGAUACUAAUAAAAAUCUCAACGUUAAAGCAGCCGAUAUUUCCACUUUGACAUAGAGCUCUAAAUGAUUAAAAGGAAUAUGGCUGCAACGACUGAACACCAAAAUCUUAGUUCCAAAAAUGGGUCUAAGCAGAAAGAGACCAUGUACGACCCGUACCAAAAGAGUUUGCUGCCUCCAUCUGAAGAGAAGUCGAGCAAGGGGAAGUGCUACAACUUCGUCAAAAUUUUCAAGGUAGCAGGGGACGACACUUCUUCAAGCAAUAAAGAUCAGAAACGAGAUAAGGCAGCAGCAAGAGCACCACCACCAGUUUCUUAUGGGAAUGCUACCCUAAACAAUAAAGACGAAGGGAGCUCGUCACAGAAGAGAAAAAUUCCCAAGACUUACGUCGAUCCACAUAUGGUUCAAGGUUUUAAACUCUAUGAGAUGUCACUCGAAAUUAUGCUUCUCAAGGAUGGAAGGGACGAUUCGUUCAAGACAAUCGGAGUUGUUGGGCUGCCUAGUGUUGGAAAAACGACACUUUCCAUAUCUCUUUAGUGAAUGGCUCGUGCAAUACAUAUAUUAUCCCGUCCAUAAAGUCCUUAAGUCCCAUACUUCCCAUGAUGAAUCUAUGAAUAUAGCCAGAAAUUUCACUUAUCUUUUUGAUGAUGUGGUGUAGGCCAGUAAUCUGGCAGAGCUUAUUGA
Molecule: messenger RNA, 864 nt
Organism: Durio zibethinus
Lineage: Eukaryota; Viridiplantae; Streptophyta; Magnoliopsida; Malvales; Malvaceae
Source: RefSeq, a predicted model, not a curated record